Molecule: messenger RNA, 1716 nt
Organism: Parnassius mnemosyne (clouded apollo)
Lineage: Eukaryota; Metazoa; Arthropoda; Insecta; Lepidoptera; Papilionidae
Source: the annotation of a GenBank genome assembly
AUGCAUGCUUAUGUUAAUAUUGACGAAGCUGUGAAACACGUAAAAAGUAUUGCAGACAACAAUCGAUGUGUCACUUGUGAUCAAUUAACAAGUGUUCGCAUAAGAUAUGAUUGCGGACACUCAGUUUGUGGAGAAUGCGUAGAGGACGCUGAUGAAUGUUUGACCUGCAUUGAUUCUAAAACUUCGAAACUAGUUACGGAUGUGCCUCAAGCACAGCGUGUAAAAAAUGCAUCUAAUCUUCUAACCACGUUUCAGGAAGCGUUUAAUGUAGAUGUUUAUAAAAGGUACAGACUCUCAGAGAAAUUAAAACUUGAGAAGGAAGUUUUUCCAGAACCUGUUCAAGCUUCUAUUAAAUAUUUUAAUAAAAGGAGAAGUUCACAACUAUCAAUUAUAGAGGAUAAAGAAAAUCAUAUACCAUUAUUGCUUCCUGUUGAAGCCACUAAUGAUUCAAUGACAAUGAAUACAAGAAUUAAUCUAGUGCAAAAAUGGCUUGAAACAAAUGAAAAUGUUGAAAGCCCUGUAAGAAAACCAUUUGCUGAUAUUAAUGUAAACAGUCCAUUUAAUUCUGUCAGGAAAAGUAGUUCAUCUAUCAAAAAUAAAAGUGUUUUAUUAGAAAAUAACAAAAAUGAUUUUAAGAAGAAGUUAAGAAAAAGGUCUGCUUCAAAAAGAAAUAACUCUUUGAAUGUAAAGCACAGAAAUUCUACAAGGGAGUUGUUGAGUCCAUCAUUUGUAAAAGAACAUUACAAUGAUAAAAAAAUAAGUGAUCAAUACAGAACAGAAGAAAAACCCAAAUCCAUAGAAAUAUUACAAAAUGUAAAAAAUUAUUAUAACAGAGAUGAAGACAUUGUCAUUGAUGGCAAUAAAAGUACAGUUGUUGAUAAGGACAAAAUUGCAUGCUUAGCGGUUUUAGAAGCUGAGAAAAAACACCAAAGUCAUGAUUUGGAUAAUAAGUCAGAUAACAUGAUACUCCAGUGUGAUGCUAGCAAGACAAUAAAUGAAAUAAGAAUUAAUGAACAUGUUAAAUCUAGAAAGAAUGUGUGUUUUUACAAAAAAGGUUUUCUUUAUAAGAGUUGUCUAAUAUGCUUACGAAAUUUCCAAAAAUUAAGUUUAGCUUAUGAGAGGCUAGAGCCACAUGAUGUAUCAAUAACAAUUAACACAAAUAGUAUGUCCACCUCAAUUAAAGUCUCAAAUAAUGAACAUAUUAAAGAAAAGAAAGAAAUGAGUAUGAAUGUGAUAGGUAAAUGUUCUGUUGCAACUCAGACAGAUGAAAAACUUUAUAAUGUCAAUAAUAAUAUCAAUAUUACGAAGGUUUUACCUCAUUCAAAUAUCCCCAUAGAAAAUAAAGAUCUUGAAGUUUCAAGUGAAGACUUGUUUAAGGAUGAUGCAAUUGUCACUGAAAAUAAUAAUAUGAGAGUUGAUAUCGAAAAUGUUAGGAAACAAGUAAAAGAGUCAGACUUACACUGUAUUGUUAUAAAUGAUUCUGAUAGUGAUGUUGAUUGCAGUGGUACCCUUGAAGUGACAGCUGAUGUCCACAGGUCUAGUGACAUAGAUUAUGGGGUUCUUUCGUCUGUAGAACAGAACAAAUACUCACAAAGGUCAAGAGGAGCAGGACGACGCCGUACAAUUGACAGUAAUAAUUCUUCCGAAAAAGAAAAUAUAGAACCAAACAAGCCUAAAAAGUCUAAGCUUGAGAAAAAGGAAAUGAAAAAAUAUUAA